CCCCUGCCCGCCCUCUACCCCCAGAUCAAGUCCCAGCAGAGCGAGGUGACCCGCAUCCUGGAUGGGAAGCGCAUCCAGUACCAGCUAGUGGACAUCUCCCAGGACAACGCCCUGCGGGAUGAGAUGCGAGCCUUGGCGGGCAACCCCAAGGCCACCCCACCCCAGAUUGUCAACGGGGACCAGUACUGUGGGGACUAUGAGCUUUUCGUGGAGGCUGUGGAACAAAACACACUGCAGGAGUUCCUGAAACUGGCCUGAGCCCACUGGACUCCAUCACCACGUCCCCCCGCAGCCACCGCCGGCCAUGAAGGACCUUGUGACCAACUCCCUGUCAUUCCUAGCCUUCCGACCUUAGAAUCUCUCCCCGCAACCCAAGCCCUCCUCCUCCCCCUCUCUAAUUUAGCCCCCUCUUCUCCAUUCAAAGGCAACAUUCCUUACCCACUAGUCUCAGAAAUUGUCUUAAGCAACAGCCCAAGUGCUGGCUGUUGUCAGCCAGGCCCUGAGGCUGCCACCCUGCCUGGCACUGGCUGAUGGGCACCUUUGUGGGUUCCAUUAGCCAGGGCUCUGCCAAAGGCCCCGCAUUCCUUGUCCCCUAGAGACAAUUAAAUGUCCCAUUCCACUGA
This is a messenger RNA of Puma concolor (puma), 623 nucleotides long. Lineage: Eukaryota; Metazoa; Chordata; Mammalia; Carnivora; Felidae. The record is from RefSeq and is a predicted model, not a curated record.